GAUACGCACGACCAACAUCAAAAUGAAGCUUAUAAGCUGUUAUGUUGGACUACUACUAGUGGGUCUAUGUAUGUCCAUUAAGGUAACUGAUAAUUCUUUGCCAAUAAGAAAUAAACAAUAUUUACCGCCACCCAUACAAGAAUUGCCCAUUAAUGACGAUUACUACAAUACGCAAGAGAGUACACAACAACAGCAGCAGCAGCAACAACAACAAGAAGAACAAAAAUUUGAAGAGAAAAAAUAUGCCAAUUCAAAAUAUCAAAUAUUUGAGGUUCAUAAUCAUUAUGAACCGCCCUCAGGUAAUGGAGAAAGUAUUAAGGAAUCGUCUUCACAAACGUCAGAAGAGAUACGCAUUGAACAUAUCAAUGCUCCUGCCGAUUUUCCUUUAGAUGAUCCCAGUUUAGAUGCUUCAUAUUUGGGUUUUGCUACCGGCAAUGAUGACAGCAAUCAACAGAUUAUUGUUAAACAUGAGAGUAAAAAUGUUGAAGGAACUUCGAAUAACAUACCAGUACCAUUCCCCUCCAAUUAUCGCCAUACUUUCCCUGAAAAAUCCAACAAACAACAAAACUAUAAUUCUGUGCAACAAUUUAAGGGUCCCAACUAUUUACCCCCCCAAAGGACAACUACACAGCAAUAUCCAAGACAACCAGUUCAGAAUUCUUUAACAACUUCAGCGCAAACUUAUCAGAAUGGACACAAUUCCGGUAGCAAAUCGGGUAAAGAAUAUUUGCCUCCUAUUCCUCAAAAAUCUGCGGUUGGAGGUCCAGCUCAAGCACCAUUUAAGGGUCCAGAUUAUUUACCUCCUCAGAAAAGGAAUAACAAUGAUGUAGCUCACUAUAAGGGUCCCGAUUAUUUGCCACCUCGCCCACAAGGAUAUCAACAGUCACAACAAAACUUUAACAACCGCCAACAAAAUUCUGCACAAGCUCAACAAAACUUUGGUCCAAAUUCUCAAUUUAAGGGUCCUGAUUACCUGCCACCCCAACAACAUGGUUCAACACCAGCACAACAAAACUUUGUAACAAACUCUGCCGAUUAUUUGCCACCACAACAUCAAGGUUCAGCACAAUCUCAACAAAACUAUCAACACAAUACCCAUUUUAAGGGUCCUGACUACUUGCCACCCUCCCAAAAAGGCUCCGCUCAAUCUGAACAACCCUACACCCCCAAUAAUCCCUUCAAAGGUCCCGAUUAUUUGCCUCCCUCUCAAAAGGGAUCUUCUCAAUCUGAACAUCCCUACACAGCUAAUAAUGCCUUUAAGGGCCCUGAUUAUUUGCCACCUGCUCAACAACAAACACAUUCUCAACAAACAACAUUCCGUCCAAGUAUACCAUAUAAUGAACCAGAAUACGUGCCAUUACAACAAACAGCAUUCAAGGGUCCCGAUUAUCUACCGCCUUAUCAAGGCAACUCGGUACAGCAACAAUUUAGACCUAGUACGACAUUUAAGGGAGCCGAUUAUUUACCACCUCAACAUCAUGUUUCAGGAAAAUCUCAACAAAUAAAUCUAAAUCAAAAUACUGGCUUCAAGGGUCCUGAUUACUUACCACCCAAACAACAACAGCAACAUAAUUCUCAAUUUAAGGGUCCUGAUUACUUGCCACCUCAACAGCAACAACAAAAUCACAACAACUUCCAGCCCAAUAAUCCCUUCAAAGGACCAGAUUAUUUGCCACCCUAUCAAAAUAAAAAUGAAGGCAACUUCAAAGGUCCCGAUUAUUUGCCACCUCAAGGAAAUCAGGUUCAAGAAUUAGAACAACAAGUCCAAAACUUGCCUUCAGGUUACGAUUUCCAGAAGCCUCCAAAUUCAGAACAGGCCAUCGCAGAACUACACACACUUCCCGAGCAAUCGCCACAAUAUCAAGAGGUAACUGUAAAAUCCCAAAUUCAAGUUGCCGGACGGGAACAAGGACCCGAUAUUGUUUAUGGAACUUCAAAACAUGCAAAUCCUCCCCAAAACAAGGGCUAUUUACCACCUGGUUAUGAUUUUCCCAAACCAGAAAAUUCCGAACAAACUAUAAAUCAACUGCACAAUCAAGAGCCUAUAACUGAUAGGCAACCCUUUAAGGCUGUCGAUUAUUUGCCACCUGGUUAUGACUUUCAGAAGCCUGCAAAUUCCGAACAGGCUAUAAAUCAAUUGCAUAGUUCAGAUCCAGCUUUACAGCCAACUAGCCGAUCGGCCACCGAAGAUGAAGGCUAUAGUGCACCUAGUUAUUUGCCUCCCGGUUAUGAUUUUCAAAAACCAGCUAAUGCUGAACAAGCCAUAAAUGAAUUACACAGUCUUCAAAACUCCUAUCAGUCCACACAAACUCAAGUAUAUAACCAACAGCAACAGUCUCAUUCUCAGGUAACACAAUUUAGACAAAAUUAUCAAACUCAAGCUUAUCACGGAACUCACCAGCAAUCGUAUUCCCAGGGUCAAGGCCAACAAGCAAAAGCUUCUGAAUAUUUACCUCCUACGAAUUCGGUUCAACAAAUAGAUCAACCAUCUGUGCAACCAUUUAAGGGUCCUGACUAUUUGCCUCCCUCUUCUGGUUCCCAAAAUUUCAAGGGUCCUGACUACUUACCUCCUUCAUCAGGUUCUCAAAACUUCAAAGGUCCCGAUUAUUUACCACCCACCACUGGCUCUCAAAAUUUCAAAGGUCCUGACUUCUUACCACCUACCACUGGCUCUCAAAAUUUCAAAGGUCCUGACUACUUACCACCCAAUACAGGAUCGCCAAACUUUAAGGGUCCCGAUUAUUUACCGCCCACGCCUGGAGCUCAAAACUUCAAGGGUCCUGACUAUUUGCCACCUGUAGCUUCCAGCCAAACAGCCGUUGCUCAGAACAAUCAAUAUUCAUCACAAACUUUUAAAGGUCCCGAUUAUUUACCUCCAGUUAAUGUCAAACAGUCUUAUCAAGGCCAUCAACAAACACAAUUCAAGGCCCCCGAUUAUCUACCACCCACGCCACAAGCCUUCAUACAAUCCACAAUGUAUCCUUUAAGCAGUUAUAUGACCAACGUAAAACCUCAUGAUCGAUAUGCCAACAGCAGAAGGCCAUUUCCUGAAUACGGGCUACCACCAAGCAAAACGGUUGUCAGUAACGACUUAUCACCCAUGUAUCGCGAACCGGCUUCCCGACCUCAAUAUUAUGCACCCACCAUGUCCUACACCACCAAUGCGUUCAACAGCCAAACCUACACAACCUUUGCACAGAAUCAAUACCAAAAUGCGCCAGCACUCAGUCAGCAAGCACGUGAAGCAUUGCAAACCUUCAUGCCUGAAGAUAUACGCCAAAAGACAGCCCCAAUCCGUUAUAAUGCCCCAACUGCCGUUACAGCGCCCACAACAAACGUGCAGACUACUAAAUCAGCUACGGCUAAAAUUCGCACCGUGCAAAUUGUCAAUCCCAAUGCCGUUAAAACUUUGAAAGUAUUAGAAUCUUUAGAUCAUACUGGAGUCAAGACUAUAAAGAUUUUGGGUCCUUCCCACGAAGAACCCAUGGGUGAUCAUCGUGUGGUCAAAGUGGUAAGUGGUGGUCAUGAGCAAAAUGUUCAAACAGUCAAGAUAUUCAAUGAUCAUCAAGAUGUUUCGGCCAAUGCAAAUGUUGGACAAACCCAAGGUAAUAGUUAUUUGCCACCCAGACGUAAACGUAAUCCCAAUAGCAAACCAAAGUCAUCAAAAGGUCAUCGCCAUAAGUAAGGGAAAAUAUCUACGUUUCCGGUCUGAGAGCUGUGCUGCGUUUUUAGCAGCACAUAGUACUGAUUAGUAUUAAUCACUUGUUAAUUAUUUUAGUUAUUCUUUUAUCCAUUAAUACCCAAAUCGUAAACUUUUGCAUAACAUUGAUGAAAAAUCAAAUUUAUUAAAAUUAUGUGAACACAUCAGUCAUUUGUAUUGCUGGAUCAUUAUCAUUAUGAUGUAAAUUUUAAUUUGAUUUGAUGUGAACUUGCACAUCAUAUUUGAUUGAUUUUAACGAUUUACGAUAUUCGUUGUAUCGCCUGCAUUUUGUAACAUUUUUUUUGUAAACGUUGUUAAAUUAGUUUGUAAGUUACGUUUCUGUUUUUAUUUGUUUUUAUAAUUUGUUGCCAUUUUUUGUUAAGUUAAUGUUUUAUGUUAAUUAUUUUGAAUCUUGCCAAUCUCAUUUGUCAGCCAAUUA
This is a messenger RNA of Lucilia cuprina (Australian sheep blowfly), 4139 nucleotides long. Its product is annotated as adhesive plaque matrix protein. The record is from RefSeq and is a predicted model, not a curated record. NCBI's taxonomy places the organism in Eukaryota, Metazoa, Arthropoda, Insecta, Diptera, Calliphoridae.